This is a messenger RNA of Patella vulgata (common limpet), 186 nucleotides long. RefSeq names its product fibropellin-3-like. The record is from RefSeq and is a predicted model, not a curated record. Gene Ontology annotation, molecular function: calcium ion binding. The transcript has 3 exons. Lineage: Eukaryota; Metazoa; Mollusca; Gastropoda; Patellidae. The annotation marks the transcript as partial.
AUGUUAUGUUCAGUGGAUCUUUGUGCUGCUGAACCUUGUCAAAAUGGUGGAACUUGUGUACCAGAAGCUGGUGGAGUGUCAUGUAUGUGUGUGGAUGGAUUUAUCGGUGACAAUUGCGAGGGUGAGAUAAAUAUUAUAAUACUUAAAUCCCGUGAUCACCUGGUAAUUUUCGCGAGAUCUCAAUUU